CCGGUGGUCUGUCCUGGGGAGGACAUGGAGGCCUGUUCUGGGGAGGGGACUCGGUGGUCUGUCCUGGGGAGGACAUGGAGGCCUGUUCUGGGGAGGGGACCCGGUGGUCUGUCCUGCCGAAGGGACCCGGUGGUCUGUCCUGGGGAGGGGACCCGGUGGUCUGUCCUGGGGAGGGGACCCGGUGGCCUGCCCUGCGGAGGACCUGGUGGCCUGUCCUGGGGAGACCAGGAGCUUGCAGAUCAGUUCUGUAAUGCCAUUGGCGUGUUACAGCAGUGUGGUCCUCCCGCCUCUUUCAGUAACAUCCAGACAGCCAUCAACAAAGACCAGCCAGCCAAUCCCACGGAAGAGUAUGCCCAACUUUUUGCAGCACUGAUUGCACGAACAGCAAAAGAUAUUGACGUUUUGAUAGAUUCCUUACCCAGUGAAGAGUCAACAGCUGCUUUACAGGCUGCUAGCUUAUAUAAGCUGGAAGAAGAAAAUCACGAAGCUGCUACCUGUCUGGAGGACGUUGUUUACCGAGGAGACAUGCUUCUGGAAAAGAUCCAGAGCGCACUUGCUGACAUUGCGCAGUCACAGCUGAAGACCCGGAGCGUCACCCGCAGCCAGUCUAUGCCCGACUCAUAGGACUCAUAGCGUCGCGGACGCGUGACUGAGAAAAGAUGGUUGAAGGCCGCAUCAGACUAGGAUGUGGCCCUGCCAGCAGCUACAACCUAUGCUGCGACUCUGACCUUCUCAACUGGUUCUCAGUGUCUUCUCUUUCCACGGGAUAAGUCAAAAGCCUCAACGUUACUAUUGCCCUGGAGUCAUCCUCAAACAUCAUCACGUCGUUUUUACCUGACUAGAAUUUUCAGGGUAGAUACUGUGCUAACGAUCACGAUAUAAUUAAACAAACACAAACAUACAAUAAAUCUCUUCGAUGUUU
Messenger RNA from Microtus oregoni (creeping vole), 922 nucleotides. It is a transcript of the gene Med21, whose product is annotated as mediator complex subunit 21. The coding region runs from base 25 to 624 and encodes 199 amino acids. NCBI's taxonomy places the organism in Eukaryota, Metazoa, Chordata, Mammalia, Rodentia, Cricetidae. Gene Ontology annotation, cellular component: mediator complex. Gene Ontology annotation, biological process: regulation of transcription by RNA polymerase II. The transcript has 4 exons. The record is from RefSeq and is a predicted model, not a curated record. Gene Ontology annotation, molecular function: transcription coregulator activity.